CUCCACAUCACACAACGGUAGCACACGAUGAAGACACUGGUUGUGCUAGCCGCCCUAACGGCGGUCGCCGUAGCCGGGCCCACAUACCGGGCCGGCGACACAGACCUCGACAUCACCAAAGAGAAGAGAUCACCGACUUUCGGGUCCGUCCAACAUCACCUUCCACUGCCGAUCCAUCACCACCAACCCUACGUGCAGCCAAUCAUACCGCACCAUCUGGGUCUGAAGAAACCUUUGAUUGUAUCGCAACCUUAUGGACACCAUCACGGCCACAUCUUCCGUUCUGAAGAGGAACAACUGGAAACUCACUCAUCUGAAGCCAAGGAAUCGAAGAAAACUUGCAUGAAGGAGAUGGAGGCGAAGUGUGACGAUGAAGUCUCUGCCAGAUCAAGCGAAGUUGAAGAAGCCACUAAGGUAGAAGAUAUCGACGGAAGCGUAUCUGAUAGCGAAGUAGCACAGAGCUUAAAGAUGGCAAAAGAAGCUGUUGAUACCUUACAAAAAAAGCUGCAGUUAGCUGAAAAAAAUCCCAGAAUGACGCAAUGGAAACAUGGAGAGUCGGUGGCUGAUGGUAACAUGCACGACAACGUUGAAACGGCAAAAUUAGCUCUGGAGCAUAUGCAGCGCAACUUUGGCAACUUGGAAUCUAUGAACGUACACGCCAGAGCAUUUAAGGAUUCUGAAAUACAUGAUGCGAGUUUGAAGCUUGAACCAGCAUUCAAGAGUUCCAACGACCUGAAAACAGAUGAGGAACGAUUAGCUCAAUGGAAAGAUGCCAUUGAUACUAUCCAGAAAAACGUCGAAUUAGUCAAAAACAUUGAAGAUAGUUUUCAGAAUAGCGCUCAUUCCGAGAAGUCUGCUACUAUUGAAAAAAGCUCGAGUCUCAACCAUGAGAUAAGCGAUGAUUUGAAGAAGAGCGCCAUCGAAAUAAAGAAAGAAAAGAGUUCUGAAAAGCAUAUUUCAGACAUGAAGUCAGUUCGGGAUUUGGAAAAAAAAUCGUCUGAUGUUACUUCAGUCUUGCAGGCACGUAAGAAUGAAGAGUCACAAACAGAAGACAUGAAGAUAGCACAGAAUAUGGAGGAAAAAUCGACAGAUGAAAAAUCUAGUUGGCAGGCACGAGAGCAUGAAAAGUCUUUUGAUUCCAACAAUGAGAUGGAAACUUCUGCAUCUACAUUAAGCGAGUCAAAAACAACCUUACACAAUACAAAUGACCAAGCUUUUAGAAGCGAAAGUAGUCAGUCUGAAAAAAAGACUCAUAUGCUGUCUGUCCCGACCGCGAAAUCGAUGGAUAUCAAGUCAUCCAUUUCCCAGCUAAGCCAGCCGAAAUCAAAUGAAGACGGUGAUAUGAAACAAGCAAAGCAAGCGCACAUUGAAAUCGAAAUGGAUUCUCCUCUAGUUGAUACCGCCACAUUCAUGAAGUCUGCUGAGCAUAACCAAGCUGAACAGCAGAAGCAAAUCGAGCAUUUCAGUUCAAAUGGACAUUCUUUACACAAAGAGCAUGACAUGAGCACUCACGAGCACCAGAAAAUGGCAGAAGAACAUCACCAAGCUGGACACUCAUCUCAUAUUGGUCAUAGUUUGAACUCGCAACAAGCUGAACUCUCAUCUCAUAUGGGUCAUGGAAUGCACUCGCAACAAGGCGACCACUCAUCACAAAUGGGUCAUAGUAUCAUCUCGCAACAUGAUCAUCAGAAGUUAUCGAGCCCCGUCAUGCACCCCAAAGAAGCUCAAGAAAUCAGUUUAGACCUGCCUAAAGAGAGCAAAUUUUUGGAUCAACCUAAAUCUGCAAUCUCCAUCAUGAACGGUAAAGAGGCACAUGAAAUGAUAAUGAAGUCAUCUGAUCAACUAACUGGACAAAGUCAACUAUCCGGAGCGAUUGUUAAGCACGAUGAGCUUGUUCCAUCCGGACAUCAUUUAGAAAAGUUACACCCCUCAUUAUCUCACGGCGCUCACGGCAAAUCGGCUGAAGGUGGAUCCCUGUUUGCUCCUAUCGGAAUGAACUCUGACUUUAAAGAAGCUUUAGUUCCGAAGGCUUGGAAGGAGGCGCAGGCUAGAGGAGCUUACGGAUCCGGAGCAGCGGGAUUGAGCAGCUACGGCUCCGGGUAUGGCUCUGGAUCAGGUGCUGUGGGCGUGUUCCCGAGCGCGCACGUCGGUGGCUGUGCUAUCCCGCUGCUAUUGAGCUGUUCUCCGAACGUUGUGGCCGGCCACUUGGCCAAGGGCCAUUCGUACGCUGCCGCGCCCAGCUACGGCGCUUCAGGGUACAGAGGCAGUGACAACCUCAGCUCGCACUCCAAACGCGACAUCACGAAGAUCAGCCGUUCAUUAAAAAUAAAACGGGCUCCGACCAACAAGGGCCUACAACAUAAAACUAUUCUGAUAACCGAUAAGCUUUAAAAAAACUUAAAAUAAUGUCUUAAGCCGCUACAAUGAAACUGACUUUGUAAUUUUAAAAUGUAGUAUUUAGGAGAGAUAAUUACUUAUUUAUUAAUUAAUUUAUUUUUUGUAUUAUUCAAAUAUAGCAAAGCAAUCACAAAUAGAUAAUAAACUAUUUACAAAAAUAUUA
Cydia pomonella (codling moth) is the source of this 2560-nucleotide messenger RNA. RefSeq lists its product as uncharacterized. The record is from RefSeq and is a predicted model, not a curated record. Bases 28 to 2391 code for a protein of 787 amino acids. The transcript has a single exon. Lineage: Eukaryota; Metazoa; Arthropoda; Insecta; Lepidoptera; Tortricidae.